AGACUGGCAGUGAGAGCACCGGGAUAGAGAGAGAGCGGGGGGUAGUGCCGAGCACACCGGGCGGACCGGGAGAGAGAGAACGGGUGAAGCACCGGGAUAGAGAGAGAGAGCGGGGAAGUAACCGGGCGGAACGGGAGACGGAGCGAGAAUGUCCGGGACAGCCCUAUCCCCAGCCAUAGAGAUGCCGCGUCCUUUCCCCAAGGCCGCUCAGACGGAGGAGGAUGAGCAAGUGCGGAUUAUUGCGGAGAAGGUGUUUGCUUCAGCUAUCCGAGAGGAGGACACCAAAGAUGUACUGUCGAUGUUCGACAUCGCGGAGGAUUGCCCCAUCGGUAAACAAGAGGCGAAGGAGAGGGAGCUGCAGAGAGAGAUCGCCGAACAGCUGUCGGAGAUGUCAGUCAUAAGGAAGAAGAGUCUCCGCAUGAUCCGAUCCCAUUCGCUGUCCUUGCAGAUCUCAACGUUCGAUGGGGUGCUCUCAUUGGUCUCUCCGACCACGACGCCACAGAAGCCGAGUCAGAAUGUUCCUCCGCAGGAGCUCCCGCCGCCCUAUAAAGUGCCUGAGUUUCAACGAGUGACCAUCAGUGGGGAUUACUGUGCUGGGAUAACUGUGGACGACUAUGAACAUGCGGCGAAGGGGCUGAUAAAAGCUUUGUUCAUUCGGGAGAAAUACAUGCGCCUGGCCUACCAGACCUUCCCCAGAAUAACUGGACAGUACAUGCGCUCCACCAAAAAUGGCCAGUGGCUGGAGGAAGACGAGGUCUUGCCCGAAUUCCACCCACCUCCCAGGGACGGGGAGGAUCCGUACGACCUCAGCGACGCUCCGGAGAACCUGGAGUACGUGGCGAAGAUGAAGGAAGGCGUAAUCGUUGUUUACGAGAGUAAGGAGAUGCUGGAGCAGGGACUGCCUAAAAACCUCCCGUACCCUGACCUGGAGACCUUCACACUGGACCUGAGUCACGUGUUGGCGCUGAUUGCUGAUGGCCCCACGAAGACCUACUGCCACCGGAGGCUGAACUUCCUGGGCUCAAAGUUCGACCUGCACGAGAUGCUGAACGAGAUGGCGGAGCUGCGGGAGCUGAAGGGCGUGCCGCACCGAGACUUCUACAAUGUCCGCAAGGUGGACACACACAUCCACGCAGCCGCCUGCAUGAGUCAGAAGCACCUGCUCAGGUUCAUCCAGGAGACCAACAAGAAGGAGCCCGAUCGAGUGGUCCAGGAGAAGAAGGGCCAAAAGAUGACCCUCCGCCAGCUAUUUGAAAGCCUCAACAUGGACCCCUACGACCUCACCGUCGAUUCGCUUGACGUGCACGCUGGCCGUCAGACCUUCCAUCGAUUUGAUAAAUUCAACUCUAAGUACAAUCCAGUUGGUGCCAGCGAGCUGAGGGAGCUCUACCUCAAGACCGACAACUACAUGCAGGGCGAGUACUUUGCUCGCAUCAUCAAGGAGGUUUCGCGGGACCUGGAGGACAGCAAGUACCAGCACUCCGAGCCCCGGCUCUCCAUCUAUGGGCGCUGCCCUAGUGAGUGGGUCGACCUGGCCAGAUGGUUCAUCAAACACCGCGUCUACUCUCCCAACGUGCGAUGGAUCAUUCAGGUUCCUCGCAUUUAUGACGUAUUUCGAACAAAGAAAAUCCUGCCCAGUUUUGGGAAAAUGCUGGAGAAUGUUUUCCUGCCUCUGUUUGAAGCAACGAUAAAUCCCAGGGAAAAUCGAGAGCUUCACCUCUUCCUAAAAUAUGUGACGGGGUUUGACAGCGUGGAUGACGAGUCGAAGCAUAGCGCCCAGAUGUUCACCUUCAAGAGCCCCAGCCCCGAGGAAUGGACCCGGGAGCAGAACCCUUCAUAUAGCUACUACCUCUACUACAUGUACUCCAACAUCAUGGUGCUCAACAACCUGCGCAGGGAGCGGGGUUUGAGUACGUUCCAGUUCCGCCCUCACUGUGGAGAGGCCGGAUCCAUCACGCACCUCGUCUCCGCCUUCCUGACUGCGGAUAACAUCUCACACGGCCUCAACCUCAAGAAGAGCCCAGUUCUGCAGUAUCUCUACUAUCUCACCCAGAUUCCCAUCGCAAUGUCUCCCCUGAGCAACAACAGCCUCUUCCUAGAGUAUUCCAAAAGCCCCCUGCGGGAGUUCCUGCAUAAAGGCCUGAAGAUUUCCCUGUCCACUGACGACCCCAUGCAGUUCCACUACACCAAGGAAGCGCUGAUGGAGGAGUACGCAAUUGCUGCCCAAGUCUGGAAGCUCAGCACCUGCGACCUAUGUGAGAUUGCGAGAAACAGUGUGCUGCAGAGUGGCAUAUCUCACCAGGAGAAGCAGCACUUUCUAGGGGUGAACUACUUGAAGGAUGGGCCCGAGGGAAACGAUAUCCGGAAGACGAACGUGGCUCAGAUCCGGAUGGCUUUCCGAUACGAGACCCUGUGCAAUGAGCUUUCCUUCCUUGUGGAUGUGGAGAAAUCGCCGGAGGAGUGCAGCACACUGCACUAGCAGUGGUCGAUGCUCGAUCUAGGGCCAAACACAGGGCUGGACAGCACCAUCUCACUGUGAUUUUCACUGAAAACACACUUGGAGAUAAGGCUGGCUUAAACUCUGUAAAGCACAACUGCCUUUUUAAUCAGCUAAACCCAAAAUCAAUGCAUGUUAUUGAGUGUAUUAACCCAAAGUAGUCUAUUUUAAAAAUAAUCCCAGUGCAAGUGUAUAAAAUGUACAGUACAUUGAAACUAAACUGGAAAAAUUCUAUUGUACAGACAACCAGGAUUAAAAUACAGAUGCAAUUUA
This is a messenger RNA of Leucoraja erinaceus (little skate), 2770 nucleotides long. RefSeq names its product AMP deaminase 3-like. Gene Ontology annotation, biological process: AMP metabolic process; IMP salvage. The transcript is spliced from 15 exons. Gene Ontology annotation, molecular function: AMP deaminase activity. Lineage: Eukaryota; Metazoa; Chordata; Chondrichthyes; Rajiformes; Rajidae. Gene Ontology annotation, cellular component: cytosol. The record is from RefSeq and is a predicted model, not a curated record. The coding region runs from base 149 to 2479 and encodes 776 amino acids.